Molecule: messenger RNA, 363 nt
Organism: Funneliformis mosseae
Lineage: Eukaryota; Fungi; Glomeromycota; Glomeromycetes; Glomerales; Glomeraceae
Source: the annotation of a GenBank genome assembly
AUGACAGGAAAUAUUACACAACCAAAUUCUGAACCAUCGGCGCAAAAAAAUUCUGAAAUCUAUUUAAUGGAUAUAAGAAAUUUUACAUGGGUAAAUACAUUUGAUGUUCAAAAGACGACUGACAAGAUUCCAAUUAAACCGAAGAACAAAAAUACAGAAAAUACUAUAAAAAUUGUAAUUGCGACAAUUUGUGCAAUUAUAGGUACUGGUAUCAUUUCUAUCUGUGGAAUUUUUAUUUAUAGAUGGCAACGAACUAGGAGGGAACUCCAGGAUGAUCGACAUCUUAGUAUUCCUGGCACAAUUGUUUCUGAAAGCAAUAAUAGUCAUUAUAAAUUACCAGUUGCAGCCGAAUAUAAAAUAUAA